GAAGGAGGCACCUGGAAAAGGGGGGGGGGGGACAGGAGCUGAGGGCAUCUGAGCUAGGGCACAGGAGAACGGGGAGCAAGAGCUGGGGCAUACGAGGCUCCUGGAGCUGGGGCAGGGUGCAGCAGUCGCAGCUGGGGCGCAGGGAGGCAGCAGCCCCUGAGAGGAGCUGGCGGAGGGGAUUGCUGCUCCUAGCCUGACUGGCAAGCAGAGAGAGGGUGCGUUCUGUAUUGUUGUGCUUCACCUCUGACUAUGCAAUUCUGAGACACCCCUGGGGCAAGAGGCAGCAGGACCGAAUUCCCCCGAAGCUCCCAUCCCCUAGAGAAGCAAAGAGCCCCCAAACUACUUUCACCAUUAAGAGGAAAGCGAUGGAGGAGCUGAGCGCUGAUGAGAUCCGUCGAAGGCGCCUUGCUCGGCUUGCAGGUGGACCAUCUUCCCAGCCCAGCACCCCCCUUACCUCUCCACAAAGAGAGAACCCACCUGGACCACCUGUAGUAGUGCCAGCCCCAGGUCCAUCCCACAAUUUUGGCCUGAAUGUCCAUAGUAUGACCCCAGCUACCUCUCCAAUUGGCGCAUCAGGAGUAGCCCACCGAAGCCAGAGCAGUGAAGGAGUGAGUUCGCUCAGCAGUUCCCCGUCUAACAGCCUUGAAACACAAUCUCAGUCUCUCUCCCGGUCCCAGAGCAUGGAUAUUGAUAGUGUCUCCUGUGAGAAAAGUAUGUCCCAGGUGGAUGUAGAUUCAGGAAUAGAGAACAUGGAGGUCGAUGAGAGUGAUCGCAGAGAGAAAAGGAGCCUGACUGAUAAGGAGCCUCCAUCAGGAUCUGAAGUAUCCGAGGAGCAGGCCUUACAGCUGGUCUGUAAGAUCUUCAGAGUAUCCUGGAAGGACCGAGACAGAGACGUCAUCUUCCUCACUUCGCUCUCUGAGCAAUUUAAGCAGAACCCAAAAGAAGUGUUCUCAGAUUUUAAGGACUUGAUUGGCCAGAUUUUAAUGGAAGUUCUGAUGAUGUCCACCCAGUCGAGGGACGAAAACCCAUUUGCCAGCCUGACAGCCACAUCCCAGCCAAUUGCAGCAGCUGCCCGGUCACCUGACAGAAAUCUGAUUCUAAACGCUGGCUCCAACCCAGGAACAAGUCCUAUAUUCUGUAAUGUGGGCUCCUUUGGUUCCAGCUCUUUAUCCAGUCUCUAUGGGACUAGUCCAGCUCCUAGUAACAAUUUCUCAAGCCAUGUGCCAAUGACUGGUUCAUCUGUUACCCCACCAGCCAAUUCUCUUGCCAUCACAUCUGUGCCUUCCAUUUCUGUCAGCCCUCAUCUCACAACAGCAAGUCCUUCUGGAGUCCAGCCCUCCUCUCCAAGGUACCACCCAUAUACCAUCACCCACCCCUGGGGCUUUUCAGCUUCUCAUAUCCCACGCUCCUUGAAUAUCUCCAUCCCAGCUAGCUCACCAAGUCCUCCAGUCAUGGCUACCAGUCCUCAAGUUGUGCCAGUCAGCUCGUCCAGACAGCGGCCCACAACAGUGGGCCCACCUUUGUCCACUGCUUUGCCCGGUACCUUGAGCAGGCGUUCUUCUUUCCUAAACAGGAUUCCUUCUAGUAUAUACGACAACCCUUUCUCCCUCCUCUUCCUUGCCGUUUCUGAUGUGUCUGGGGACAGUAGUGAUGAAGAAAACGAAGAUGGUGAUUUUUCUUGUGUCCAGUUUGGGUCCAGUGUGGGAGGCUCUGCUGGAGCAAGUGCUUGUGAUUCCUGCAGUGACCAUUUCAGCAUUGAAACUUGUAAGGAGACAGAGAUGCUGAACUACCUCAUUGAGUGUUUUGACAGAGUUGGAAUAGAGGAGAGAAAAGCACCAAAGAUGUGUAGCCAGCCAGCGGUUAGCCAGUUACUGAGCAACAUCCGAUCACAGUGCAUUUCCCAUGCUGCUUUGGUGCUACAGGGAUCUUUAACACAACCAAGGUCUUUGCAGCAGCAGUCUCUGUUGGUACCAUACAUGCUGUGUAGGAAUCUUCCAUUUGGCUUCAUCCAAGAAUUGGUGAGAACAACUCACCAGGAUGAAGAGAUGUUUAAACAGAUCUUUAUCCCUAUCUUACAAGGCCUGGCUCUUGCUUCCAAAGAGUGCUCCCUUGAUAGUGACAAUUUUAAAUAUCCCCUUAUGGCAUUAGGUGAAUUGUGUGAAAUCAAGUUUGGGAAAACACACCCUAUAUGCAGUUUGGUCGUUUCUUUGCCCUUGUGGUUGCCUAAACCUGUAAGCCCAGGUGCAGGACGAGAGUUGCAAAGACUCUCUUACCUUGGAGCUUUCUUCAGUCUCUCUGUCUUUGCUGAAGAUGAUACUAAAGUAGUUGAAAAAUAUUUCUCAGGGCCUGCCAUUACUCUUGAAAACACGCGGGUUGUUAGCCAGUCGUUGCAGCAUUACCUGGAAUCUGCAAGGCAAGAGCUGUUUAAAAUUCUACAUAGUAUUUUGCUGAAUGGUGAAACUCGAGAGGCAGCUCUCAGUUACAUGGCAGCUGUUGUUGAUGCCAACAUGAAGAAGGCACAGAUGCAGACUGAUGAUCGGAUGGUGUCUACGGACGGUUUUAUGCUCAACUUCCUCUGGGUGCUGCAGCAGCUUAGCACGAAGAUAAAGCUAGAAACGGUUGAUCCCACCUAUAUAUUCCAUCCCAGGUGUCGCAUCACCGUCCCAAUGGAUGAGACAAGAGUGAAAGCAACAAUGGAGGAUGUUACAGGCUGGAUGGCUGAGCUUUACAGGGAUCAGUCUCCAUGUUCUGAACCGAAAUUCCCAACGGAAUGCUUCUUCCUAACCCUGCAUGCCCAUCACCUCUCCAUCCUGCCAAGCUGCCGCCGCUACAUCCGUAGACUGCGGGCCAUCAGGGAGCUCAACAGGACUGUGGAAGAUCUGAAAAACAAUGAAAGUCAAUGGAAAGAGUCUCCUCUAGCUACCAGACAUCGAGAAAUGCUGAAACGCUGUAAAACACAACUUAAGAAACUGGUGCGGUGCAAGGCGUGUGCAGAUGCUGGCUUGCUAGAUGAGAACUUUCUGAGGCGGUGUCUGAAUUUUUAUGGUAUGGUGAUUCAGCUGUUGCUUCGAAUCCUCGACCCUGCCUACCCCAACAUAAUACUGCCUUUAAAUCCUGAUGUCCCGAAGAUGUUUGCAGCAAUGCCCGAGUUUUAUGUGGAAGAUGUUGCUGAAUUUUUAUUUUUUAUUGUACAAUAUUCUCCUCAGGUGCUAUAUGAGCCCUGCACUCAGGACAUUGUGAUGUUCCUUGUUGUGAUGCUGUGCAACCAGAACUACAUCCGAAACCCGUAUCUGGUAGCAAAGCUGGUGGAGGUGAUGUUCAUGACAAACCCAGCUGUUCAGCCACGGACACAGAAGUUCUUUGAAAUGAUUGAGAAUCAUCCUCUCUCCACUAAAUUGUUAGUCCCCUCGCUGAUGAAGUUUUAUACAGAUGUUGAGCACACUGGAGCCACCAGCGAGUUCUAUGACAAAUUUACAAUCCGCUACCAUAUCAGCACCAUUUUCAAAAGCCUUUGGCAGAACAUAGCUCAUCACGGCACCUUCAUGGAAGAGUUCAACUCUGGGAAGCAGUUUGUUCGCUAUAUCAACAUGCUGAUAAAUGACACAACUUUCUUGCUGGACGAGAGUCUGGAGUCCCUAAAACGGAUCCAUGAAGUUCAAGAGGAGAUGAAGAAUAAAGAACAGUGGGACCUGCUGCCUAGGGACCAGCAACAGGCUCGGCAGUCUCAGCUUGCUCAGGAUGAGCGUGUGUCUCGCUCGUAUCUUGCCCUGGCAACAGAAACUGUUGAUAUGUUCCAUAUCCUUACCAAGCAGGUUCAGAAGCCUUUCCUCAGACCUGAACUUGGACCACGAUUGGCUGCUAUGCUGAACUUUAACCUUCAGCAAUUGUGUGGCCCCAAGUGCCGUGACCUGAAAGUUGAAAACCCUGAAAAAUAUGGGUUUGAACCAAAGAAGCUGUUGGACCAACUGACUGAUAUUUACCUGCAGUUAGAUUGUGCUCGCUUUGCUAAAGCAAUUGCUGACGACCAGAGGUCCUACAGCAAAGAGCUAUUUGAGGAGGUUAUUUCAAAGAUGAGGAAGGCUGGAAUCAAGUCCACGAUAGCAAUAGAAAAAUUCAAACUGCUGGCAGAGAAAGUGGAGGAAAUUGUUGCCAAGAAUGCCCGUGCAGAAAUCGAUUAUAGUGAUGCUCCAGAUGAAUUCAGAGAUCCACUCAUGGACACUCUUAUGACCGACCCUGUGAGGCUGCCAUCUGGAACGAUUAUGGACAGAUCAAUCAUCCUACGACACCUGCUGAACUCCUCCACUGACCCCUUCAAUCGGCAGACACUGACAGAAAAUAUGCUAGAACCAGUGCCAGAACUGAAAGAGCAAAUCCAAGCUUGGAUGAGAGACAAGCAGAACACUGACCAUUAAAAACUCCCUUGCAGUGCACGCCAAGGCCAAUGAGAAGAGCAGGGCAUGGAUUGAUGUAGUGAUGAUGGUGCAUAUAAUCCAUUGGAAGCUGAAGACGGAAUUAAGGUUCAGGGUGCCCACCACCACUGACUUGUAGUAAUGACCAGAAGCAUGUGGACGAGAAGAAAAGCAGCUUAAUUCUUGUACAUAUAUUUAAGUGAUAACAAUGGUCAAUAGUGUGGAGGACAAAUUAGGAAGUUUCUAAUGUUACAAAACAAAGUCCUUCAAUAUGUCACAAUUUGGGGGUUUUACAGCUGAAUUAUUUUAGCAAAAAUGAAUGGAUCAGGGCAGCAUCCCUUCAACUUUAUUUUUUACAGCCAGAUAUUCAUUAAUUUGAUUGUGGUUAGAACCUUGGACACUUUGCUGCUAAAAUAACAUUUUUUUCCCUUUCUCC
Terrapene triunguis (Three-toed box turtle) is the source of this 4845-nucleotide messenger RNA. It is a transcript of the gene UBE4B, whose product is annotated as ubiquitination factor E4B. Gene Ontology annotation, molecular function: ubiquitin-ubiquitin ligase activity. Gene Ontology annotation, cellular component: nucleus; ubiquitin ligase complex; cytoplasm. The transcript is spliced from 29 exons. NCBI's taxonomy places the organism in Eukaryota, Metazoa, Chordata, Testudines, Emydidae. Gene Ontology annotation, biological process: protein polyubiquitination. The coding region runs from base 366 to 4412 and encodes 1348 amino acids. The record is from RefSeq and is a predicted model, not a curated record.